GAAAAUUGUAUUCAAUACAUUGGGCUUAACGUAACGUAAUUGGCCCAAUGAUACCCUUUUCUAUAAAAAAAAUCUACGAACCGCCAAAGCCAGAAGCCCAGCCCAUACACAACCAGCACAAAUAAAUAGACCAAUAACAAUACUUCCCGCUAAUUUUGCACUCUCCUUACUUCUUCUUCUUCGCUUCAUCGUCAGCGAAAAACCAGGGGCCAAUUCUCCUCUUUGCAAAAAUGUUCAAAGCCAUUGCGCUUUUGGGGUUCAAGAAAUCGGCGAAGCCAUUCAAAGAUUACUACGAUGGAUGGUUCAAAGCUCUCAAGAAUACCUUCCUUCCUCAGCUCCGUCAUGCCAUGUCAUCAUCAUCAACUUCCAGUCCAAUUCUCUUAGCUUCCCAUGUCGAAGUAAUCCAUCGUCACUUGUUGAAAUUCUACGAAGCACUCGAUCUCGCCGCAUCCAACGACGUCUCGCAAUUACUUUACCCUGAUUGGAAAAACCCCUUUGAAAAACCCUUCCUCUGGCUCGGCGAUUUACACCCAUAUCUCUUCAUAAAUCUCCUCCGUUCAUUCAUUACCCAAUCCGAAAUCGACCAGGAAAUCCUCGACCCGAGUCAUCAAAAUUGGGAUAUGGUAAUGGCUUGGAAGAGUCCAUCAAAGAGAUUAACCAAUCGGGUCGAUCAAAUCGAAUGCGGGUUAAGGUUAAUGGUACCUGCACUAUCGGCGCGUGCACGUGACGCGCAGGCGGCGUUUGUGGAAAAACUAGCAAUUGAAUGGGGGAAAUGUGAAGGGCUUAAGGAGGAGAUGAAAGGGGUUAUCGCCGAAUCUGCGGCGGCGGAGAUGGAAGAACUCGUCGGAGUUUUCGUCGAUGCUAAUCGGCUCCGGCGAAGUGUAAUUUCCGAUAUACUAAGUGUAACAGAUGUUAAUCAAGCGGCGGUUUUUCUUGAAGCAUUAGCUCAAUUUCUUGUUGGGUUUCGGAAUAGGGAAUUGCUUAGUAAAUUUGACAAGUGUUCGUUGGAAUUGUAAGUUGCAGAUGCAGAAGGACUGAAGAAGACAGUGGAGGGAAAAGUCAGUGCACAAAUUGAAGGAAAAAAAAGUUCUUGGGUUAGUUUUGAUUUUGUGCAUUGAUGUAAGUUAAGUCAAUGAUCUUGCAAUUAUGUUGACUAAUUAGAAAUUAGUUCUUGAAAGUAUGUGGAAGGAUAAGAUUGUGUAGUAUUAGUUAGCUAGUUCAAUUCUGUGGAGAAUUGUUUUUGUUUUUUGAAUUUGUUCAGUUUGUGAUUUUAGAUGUUACAUUGUUGAGUUGUGAACAGUUGUAAGGAAAAAGAUGACAUUUUGGAGGUACUAGCAUGAUAGUAUUGUGGUUUUAAUUUGUUUGUGUUACUCUUGUAGUUUAUUUAAAAAAUAGUGUUUUUUUU
Capsicum annuum is the source of this 1405-nucleotide messenger RNA. Its product is annotated as protein INAPERTURATE POLLEN1. Gene Ontology annotation, molecular function: sequence-specific DNA binding. Gene Ontology annotation, biological process: DNA-templated transcription. The transcript has 2 exons. Bases 231 to 1016 code for a protein of 261 amino acids. The record is from RefSeq and is a predicted model, not a curated record. Lineage: Eukaryota; Viridiplantae; Streptophyta; Magnoliopsida; Solanales; Solanaceae.